Dovyalis caffra is the source of this 4431-nucleotide messenger RNA. Lineage: Eukaryota; Viridiplantae; Streptophyta; Magnoliopsida; Malpighiales; Salicaceae. The record is from the annotation of a GenBank genome assembly.
AUGGAUGAAUCUAAAUCUGCCCCACCAAAGGAACUGCCGUUGGGCUUAGAUGCAAAAACUGAGGAAGACUAUGCUUCUCUGUCGAAGCUACUUCAAGAGUUCACUAGUAUCCCCAACAUCGACAAGGCAUGGACUUUUAAGUCUAAUAGCGGAAUUGGUUCCCAGGCAAUGUUUUCGAUUAGCCAAGCAAAUCUUCUGGCUAAUAAGAGGAGGCAAUAUAUUCUUUCUGCUAAUAUCUCCGAAGAGAGUAGCAAUUCUGUAAACUUUCGAUGGGCUCCAUUUCCUGUUGAGAUGACUGGUGUGUCUACAGUUGUUCCAUCGCCAUCAGGUUUGAAGCUUUUUGUUGUUCGGAAUCCUGAAAAUGAAUCUCCCACCCGUUUUGAAAUCUGGAAUCAAGGUCAGGUGGAAAAGGAAUUCAACAUUCCUCAGUCUGUACACGGUUCAGUAUAUACUGAUGGAUGGCUUGCAUACUUUCAUUCUUAUACAGGCAUUAGUUGUAGAAAUUGUUCAAUUUUAAGUAUUAUUGAUUACUACUGUCUUCAAGGUUCCAGAAAUGUUGAAUGUGUUCUUGAUGGUAUAGGAAGCCUCCCCUCCAAGCCUACUUUUAAUGAUUUGGGCUAUAUAAAAGGUGGUUCAACAGAUAAGGACUGCGGUAGCUGGAAAGGUCAAGGGGAAUGGGAGGAGGAUUGGGGAGAAACCUAUGCUGGGAAACGGCAGCCUGCACUUUUUGUCAUCGACAUUAACAGCGGAGAGGUACUGCCUGUCAAAGGAAUUUCGAAGUCCUUGAGCACUGGUCAAGUUGUCUGGGCUCCAUCAACUGAAGGCAUAUAUCAGUAUUUGGUUUUCGUGGGUUGGUCAUCAAGUCCAAGAAAGCUUGGCAUAAAAUACUGCUAUAACAGGCCAUCCGGAUUAUAUGCAGUUAGAGUGCCAAUUUAUAUAUCAGAAGUCAAUGAAUUAGAGCUCAAACAGAGUCCAGUUGAGGAUUCACCUGUUCUUAACCUAACUCAGAGCAUAAGUAGUGCCUUCUUUCCUUCAUUCAGCCCAGAUGGAAGGUUCCUUGUGUUCUUAUCUGCAAGCAGUUCUGUAGAUUCGGGGGCUCAUUCUGCAACAGAUUCGCUUCACAAAAUUGAUUGGCCAGUGAAUGGACAAUUGUCCUCAGAAAAAGUUGUUGAUGUGCCUUUACAAGCUCUUGCUUUACUAGAAUGUGAUUCUUUGAACUUAAAAGUAACAAUUUAUAAUAUAAUAUCGUACACAUUUUCUGCUGGGAAUGCGGGAUGGAGGGGACUUGGCACUGCGAUGAUGCUUUUUAAAAUAGCCAUGUUUUCCUUAUUAUGGGGUGUAACUAACAAGCGUCUUGUGAAAUCUCACCGUUUAGAGUUUCAAAUAAAGGUGCGACCACCAUUCCCCUCUCCUGAGGCUAUCCAUGGCCGUUUGCUCAAUCUGAUUCCCUUAAAAGUUCCAGUUGUGCAGUGCGCGGAGGAUGGUUGCUUCCCAGGGCUUUACUGUUCCAAUUUUAUUCGUAAUCCAUGGCUUUCAGAUGGAUGCACUAUGAUUAUAUCUUCAGUAUGGGGCAGCUGUCAAGUUAUACUUUCUGUGAAUGUGUUGAGUGGUGACGUGUCACGUAUUAGUCCCAUAGACUCCAAUUUUGCAUGGAAUCUUCUUACUCUGGAUGGAGACAGCAUUAUUGCUGUGUCCAGCAGCCCAGUAGAUGUGCCUCAAAUCAAGUAUGGUUAUCUUGUUGAGAAAGAAACUAAAAAAGGUGCAUGGGGUUGGUCAGAUGUCUCAAGCCCAAUAUUCAGAUGCUCUGAGAAGGUUAAAUCUUUGCUUUCUUCUCGUCAGUUCACUAUAUUGAAUAUUCCAGUCAAGGAUGUUUCUGAUUGCCUAACAAAAGGUGCUAGCAAACCUUUUGAAGCUAUUUUCGUGUCUCGUUAUUCCAAGGAGAGUGAUGCUUGUGAUCCACUGAUAGUAGCGCUUCAUGGUGGCCCACAUUCUGUCCUAUUGUCAAGCUUUAUGAAGUCCUUUGCGUUUCUGUCUUCACUAGGUUACAGCUUGUUGAUUGUAAAUUACAGAGGUUCACUAGGAUUUGGCGAUGAAGCCUUGCAAUCUCUUCCAGGGAAAGUUGGUUCACAGGAUGUCAAUGAUGUACUUACAGCAGUAGAUCAUGUGAUUGACAUGGGACUUGCAAACCCCUCCAAAGUAGCUGUGAUUGGCGGUUCUCAUGGUGGCUUUCUCACAACUCACUUAAUUGGGCAGGCACCAGACAAGUUUGUUGCUGCAGCUGCAAGGAAUCCUGUCUGUAACCUUGCAUCAAUGGUUGGCACAACGGAUAUCCCUGAUUGGUGCUAUGUGGAAACCUAUGGAGUUGAGGGGAAAACUAAAUUUACAGAAGCGCCCUCAGCCGAGGACCUGGCUCUGUUUCACAGCAAAUCUCCCAUAUCACACAUCUCAAAGGUCAAAACACCAACCAUUUUUCUUCUAGGUGCUCAGGAUCUUCGUGUUCCAUUGUCUAAUGGCCUGCAAUAUGCUCGGGCAUUAAAAGAGAAAGGAGUUGAUGUCAAAGUCCUCAUGUUUCCCAAUGAUGUUCAUGGGAUUGACAGACCCCAAUCUGACUUUGAAGGCUACAUUAACAUUGGUACAAACUUGGAUGAUGCUCUUGGUAACAAAGAGAGGAGCAUAACUUUGAAGGAGCAGUCUAGUCGGGAAAGAGCUUUGGAGAUUUUUGAGUGGUUUAACAGAGAGUGUGGAUUCUUGGACGAGCGACGAAAAUGGAGCCAUGCUGAUGAAUGUUUGUGUAAUGAAAUGAGAAUUAAACGCAUUUCGGCGGUCAAUUCUAAGUAUGGUACUUUGAUUGAUGUUUAUAGCAAAGCCGGCCUUAAAGAAGAGGCAUUUCACUGGCUUGAGAAUAUGAAUGAGCUGCUACCGGAUGAGGUGACUAUAGGAAUUGUUGUGCAAAUUAAUCGAUUUCUUCCCAUUCCAGCAUUAAUGGAUGCAUCUAAAUCUGCCCCACCAAAGGAACUUCCGUUGGGGUUAGAUGCAAAAACUGAGGAAGACUAUGCUUCUCUGUCGAAGCUGCUUCAAGAGUUCACUAGUAUGCCCAACAUCGACAAGGCAUGGACUUUUAAGUCUAAUAGCGGAAUUGGUUCCCAGGCAAUGUUUUCGAUUAGCCAAGCAAAUCUUUUGGCUAAUAAGAGGACGAAAUAUAUUCUUUCUGCUAAUAUCUCCAAAGAGAGUAGCAAUUCUGUCAACUUUCAAUGGGAGAUGACUGGUGUGUCUACAGCUGUUCCAUCGCCAUCAGGCUUGAAGCUUUUUGUUGUUCGGAAUCCUGAAAAUGAAUCUCCCACCCGUUUUGAAAUCUGGAAUCAAGGCAUUAGUUGUAGAAAUUGUUCAAUUUUAAGGAUUAUUGAUUACUACUGUCUUCAAGGUUCCAGAAAUGUUGAAUGUGUUCUUGAUGGUAUAGAUAAGGACUGUGGUAGCUGGAAAGGUCAAGGGGAAUGGGAGGAGGAUUGGGGAGAAACCUAUGCUGGGAAAAGGCAGCCUGCACUUUUUGUCAUUGACAUUAACAGCGGACAGGUACAGCCUGUCAAAGGAAUUUUGAAGUCCUUGAGCAUUGGCCAAGUUGUCUGGGCUCCAUCAACUGAAGGCAUAUAUCAAGAGAGUCCAAUUGAAGAUUCAUCUGCUGUUAACCUAACUAAGGGCAUAAGUAGUGCUUUCUUUCCAUCAUUCAGCCCCAAUGGAAAGUUCUUUGUGUUUUUAUCUUCAAAAAGUUCUGUAGAUUCGGGUGCACAUUGUGCAACAGAUUCACUUCACAGAAUCGAUUGGCCAGUGAAUGGACAAUUGUCCUCAGCCAAAAUUAUUGAUGUGAUUCCUGUUGUGCAGUGUGCAGACAAUGGUUCCUUCCCAGGGCUUUACUGUCCAGGCUUUAUUCAUAAUCCAUGGCUUUCUGAUGGAUGCACUAUGAUCUCAUCUUCAAUAUGGGGCAGCAGUCAAGUUAUACUUUCUGUGAAUGUGUUGAGAGGGGAUGUAUCACGCAUUAGUCCUGCAGACUCCAAUUUUUCGUGGGAUCUUCUUACUCUGGAUGGGUACAGCAUUAUUGCUGUGUCUAGCAGUCCAGUAGAUGUACCUCAAAUCAAAUAUGGAUAUCUUGUUGAGAAAGCAACUAACAUUUCUGGAUGGGGUUUGGUUAAAUCUUUGGUUUCUUCUCAUCAGUUCUCUAUAUUAAAUAUUCCAGUCAAGGAUGUUUCUGAUUGCCUGACAAAAGGUGCUAGCAAACCUUUUGAAGCUAUUUUCGUGUCUCGCAGUUCUAAGAAGAAUGAUGCUGGUGAUCCACUAAUAGUAGUGCUUCAUGGUGGCCCACGUUCUGUUUCAUUGUCAAGCUUUUUGAAGUCCCUUGCAUUUCUGUCUUCAAUAGGUUACACUGUUACAGCUUGUUGA